GUUGAGCCAAUUCUAACUCUGACAUCUAACGCAAAAAUGGUCCGUCUUGUUGAUCUUCUGGCUCUCCCGGCCGUUUGCCUCGCUCUUCCCAGCCAGCACCAGGCCCGUGAUACCGUCAACAGCGACCAGCUCGUUGGGUUUGAUCAAACCGUCCCCAGCGGAGCAACAGGUGAUGUGUAUCUGGCGUACAAACCGCAUCUCAAGGUGGUGAAUGGCUGUGUGCCCUUCCCUGCUGUCGAUGAAAAUGGAAACACCAACGCCGGCUUAAAACCCUCUGGCUCCCAAAGCGGCGAAUGCAGCAGCAGCACCGGACAGGUGUACGUCCGCGGAACCAACAACGGCACGCACGCCGCACUCAUGUACGCCUGGUACUUUCCCAAAGACGAGCCGUCGACUGGCAUCGGCCACCGCCACGACUGGGAGGGCGUGGUCGUCUGGCUAUCCGACUCUUCUGCCUCGACGGCGGAGAACAUCCUCGCCGUGUGUCCGUCUGCGCAUGGAGGCUGGGACUGCUCGACGGACGGAUACUCUCUGGACGGCACGUCGCCGCUGAUCCAGUACAAGAGUACCUGGCCGUUGGACCACCAGAACGGAUUGACGAGUGAAGUUGGCGGCGAGCAGCCGUUGAUUGCGUGGGAAUCGCUCCCCAGCGCUGCGAGUGAGGCAUUGGAGAAUACGGACUUUGGGAAGGCAAAUGUGCCAUUUAAGGAUGCCAAUUGGGAGAGGAAUUUGGGAUUGGCUAGUUUUUAAUCAUAAUACCCUGUAUAUACCAUAUCUAUCUAUAUAUUUAUCUAUAUCUAUCGAUGAAUGUCUUCUAUAG
This is a messenger RNA of Aspergillus wentii DTO 134E9, 820 nucleotides long. RefSeq names its product NPP1 family protein. The transcript is spliced from 2 exons. Bases 37 to 750 code for a protein of 237 amino acids. Lineage: Eukaryota; Fungi; Ascomycota; Eurotiomycetes; Eurotiales; Aspergillaceae. The record is from RefSeq and is a predicted model, not a curated record.